AUGUCAGGGCAGAUCGGAGCACUCUCUCCCGGCCAGAUCGACUCCCAUGGAGCGUUCCUCUCCCUGCGCUUCUUCGCCUAUCGCAGAAGUUUACCGCUGCAUAUCAACUACUGGCCGAGUCCGCCGGCGGUUGAAGCUUGCCGUCUCCCUUCUGAGACUAUCUAUAACGAUGGCCUCAAGGUCACUGUGAAAGAGGACGCUUCGCUCUUUCCGCUCAGGUAUUUACUCAUACCCCAAACAGUAGGAAGACCAGCUCUAAUGGCUUUCCCAGGGUCUCUCUUUGCUGAAAAUCUUUCAUACCUUUGUCCGGCCUGGGAUUGUCACUAUAUGGCACAGCUAGGACAUGAAUUUGACGGAUCGCAGCUCCAACUGGUCUUGCUAAAGUGCACUUUACAUUUGUAA
This is a messenger RNA of Penicillium chermesinum, 402 nucleotides long. RefSeq lists its product as uncharacterized. The record is from RefSeq and is a predicted model, not a curated record. The transcript has a single exon. NCBI's taxonomy places the organism in Eukaryota, Fungi, Ascomycota, Eurotiomycetes, Eurotiales, Aspergillaceae. The coding region runs from base 1 to 402 and encodes 133 amino acids.